Molecule: messenger RNA, 1913 nt
Organism: Ilex paraguariensis (yerba mate)
Lineage: Eukaryota; Viridiplantae; Streptophyta; Magnoliopsida; Aquifoliales; Aquifoliaceae
Source: the annotation of a GenBank genome assembly
CUUUAACAUAUGGCUUCUUCAGGUGGCAGCUUGAACACUUCUGUAAACUCUCGCCCCAGCUUCUCUUGGUCAAACCAAGUCAUGGAUUCUUUUUUCAGUGACCUUGUUACUAGUAAUGAGGAUAUGAAUUGUCUUAACCAAGUCCGACCCUCAUUUAGUUGGGGAUUGUCCGACCUAAAUGAUCCAAGUGGCAUUGAAAUUUCGAAAUUCAAGUCAUUUCCACCUCCUUUUCUACCCUUCUCUCCUCCUCCUGUUUCUCCUUCAUCUUUCCUUACCUUUCCACCUGGUUUAAGCCCAACAGUGCUCUUGGACUCACCUUCUCUUCUUUCUUCUAAAGUUCUUCCAUCUCCUACUACUGGGACAUUUGAUGGUCUGGCCUUUAAGCAGGAGGGCAGUAACUAUUCUGGUUUCUCUUUCCAAGCCCAAACAAGGCCUGCUACAUCUUCAUCAUCCAUAUUUCAAACCUCUGCACACAAGAUUUCACCGGAAGAAUCAUUAAGAAGACAAGCAGAAGGAUUGAAUGCCAGUAAACUGAACAAUCAAAUGGAAUUCUCGCGGGGGAAACCGGGGGUGAAAUCAGACUUAGCGCCAGCCCGGAGUUUCUCCCCAGAAAUCAUUACAGCAACACAAACAAACAUGCAGAGUAGUGCUGCUCCACAAUCAAGCCAUGUUGUCCACACGCAACCAUCUCAGUAUAUAAGAGAGCAAGGGAGAUCGAGCGAUGGGUACAAUUGGAGGAAGUAUGGGCAAAAGCAGGUGAAAGGAAGUGAGAAUCCACGCAGCUAUUACAAGUGCACUUACCCUGACUGUCCUACAAAGAAAAAGGUUGAGAGAACAUUGGAUGGACAAGUUACUGAAAUUGUAUACAAGGGAUGCCACAACCAUCCCAAGCCUCAAUCUACAAGAAGAUCAUCUUCACAAUUAUAUCAAACACCUGGCUCCACUACUAUCUCAGAAUUUCAAAAUCAAUCACACGGAAUACAUGGAAAUGCACAAAUGGAAUCUGCGACAAUGCCAGAAAAUUCAGCAGCUUCCUUUGGAGAUGAUGACUUUGAUCAAGGCUCUCCAAUGAGCCAUUCAGGGGAUAACAAUGAAAAUGAGCCCGAGGCCAAGAGAUGGAAGGGAGAGAAUGAAAAUGAGGUUAUAUCAGCUUCUGGCAAUCGAACUGUACGAGAGCCAAGGAUUGUGGUUCAGACUACAAGUGAUAUUGAUAUCCUUGAUGAUGGGUAUAGAUGGAGGAAGUACGGGCAGAAAGUUGUCAAAGGCAAUCCCAAUCCAAGGAGCUACUACAAAUGUACAUAUAUGGGAUGUCAAGUGAGAAAGCAUGUGGAGCGAGCAUCCCACAAUCUGGGAGCUGUGUUAACCACUUAUGAAGGCAAACAUAACCAUGAUGUUCCUGCGGCUCGUGGCAGUAGCAGUUACACGGUGAAUAGGCCUUCAUCCAAUAUGAGCAAUAACAAUGCCCCCAUAGCUACAAGGCCCUUGGCCAUGACCAACCAUUCUAACCACUUAACAAAUUACUCUAAUUCCCUUCACAAUACAAGUCUAGCAGCAACACAAAGUCAAGCACCAUUCACUUUACAGGGGUUGCAGAGCCCAAGGAGUUUUGGGUUCUCGGGUUUCAGUAACUCGGCAGGUUCCUACAUGAAUCGGACACAACACAUUGAUAAUGCCUUCUUUGCAGCCAAGGAAGAACCUAAGGAUGACUCCUUUUUUGCCUCAUUUCUAAACUGAGAUUGCUCAGGAGUGAAACCUAUGAAGAAGUGAGGUUUCAUUUUCAUAUCCUUAUUAGGGUGGUUGUGCAAAAAAUGCACACGCAUUCAGCUCAGUAAAUGUCAUACAUUUAUUUCCACUUGUUUAUUUGGUUUGGGGGACUUUGAACCUUGAACAAGGGCCCUUAUUACUUUUUUUGC